CAAAGUUUUGAGUCACCAAUUCAACACCAAAUUCAAAGCAAACACUUAAUUACUUCCCUUUAGUCUCUUCAUAUUCUGAUUUUGAAUAUGGCUCCCAAUUCCAUCACCAAACACAUCAACAACAACACCUUCAACAUUGUUACUUCAAAACUACAAGUCAACGACCACAUCGUUCUCUCCGAAGUGCCCAACAACAUCACCACCACCACCCCAUGUUCCACCACCACCACCAACGGCUGUUUCCUCGGCUUCGAAGCCCAAAACCAUCAAAGCCGCCACGUGGCACCCUUAGGCAAGCUCAAGAACACAAACUUCAUGAGCAUCUUCAGGUUCAAGGUAUGGUGGACAACUCACUGGGUCGGGUCAAACGGGUCGGAUCUAGAAACCGAGACCCAAUUCCUAAUGCUGGAUAACAACCCCAACACGGGUCGACCCUACGUUCUCUUUCUUCCCAUCAUAGAGGGUUCGUUCCGCGCGUCGUUACAACCGGGACAAAACGACAACAUCGAAGUCUGCGUUGAGAGCGGGUCAAGCAAAGUAACAGGAUCAAAAUACGACGCUGUCGUUUACAUACAUGCGGGAAACAACCCUUUCACGCUGGUUAAGGAAGCGAGUAAGGUUGUGAGGGCUCAUUUAGGAACAUUCAAUCUGUUAGAAGAGAAAACACCACCUGGGAUUGUCGACAAGUUUGGAUGGUGUACAUGGGAUGCAUUCUACCUUACGGUGCACCCUCGUGGUAUAUACGAAGGUGUGAAGGGUCUAGUUAACGGUGGUUGUCCACCGGGGUUUGUUUUAAUCGACGACGGGUGGCAGUCUAUCAGCCAUGAUGCGGAUCCAAUAACGAAAGAAGGAAUGAACCACACUAUUGCUGGUGAACAAAUGCCAUGUAGGCUCAUAAACUAUAAAGAGAAUUAUAAGUUCAAAGAUUAUGUGUAUGAGAAGAAUAAGGAGAAGAAGGAGAAGGGUUUGGGUGGGUUUGUGAAGGAGUUGAAGGAAGAGUUUGAGAGUGUGGAGUAUGUUUAUGUUUGGCAUGCUUUGUGUGGUUAUUGGGGUGGGAUAAGGCCUGGUGUUAAUGGCUUGCCGGAAUCCGUCGUGGAGAGGCCCAAGUUGUCGCCGGGAUUGGAAACAACCAUGGAGGAUCUUGCUGUUGAUAAGAUUGUUAAUAAUGGGGUAGGGCUUGUUCCACCUCACUUGGUUGAUCAAAUGUAUGAAGGGCUUCAUUCUCAUUUGGAACUUGCUGGGAUUGAUGGGGUCAAGGUUGAUGUCAUCCAUUUGCUGGAGAUGGUGUGUGAGAAAUACGGGGGCCGAGUAGAUUUGGCGAAGGCGUAUUACAAGGCGCUCACAGCUUCGGUGAGAAAACAUUUCAAAGGCAAUGGUGUCAUUGCCAGCAUGGAACAUUGCAAUGAUUUCAUGUUGCUUGGAACUGAAGCUAUAUCGCUUGGUCGUGUUGGGGAUGAUUUCUGGUGCAGUGACCCUUAUGGUGAUCCAAAUGGUACAUUUUGGUUACAAGGGUGUCACAUGGUGCAUUGUGCAUACAACAGCUUGUGGAUGGGCAAUUUCAUUCACCCAGAUUGGGACAUGUUCCAAUCUACACACCCUUGUGCUGCCUUUCAUGCAGCUUCUCGAGCCAUAUCUGGUGGCCCUAUUUACAUCAGUGACACAGUUGGUAAUCACAACUUUGAAUUGCUCAAGACUUUGGUCUUGCCUGAUGGUUCCAUCCUAAGAUGUGAGCACUAUGCACUUCCAACCCGAGAUUGUCUCUUUGCUUACCCUCUCCAUGAUGGCAAAACAAUGCUCAAAAUAUGGAACCUUAACAAGUAUAGUGGAGUUCUUGGGGUGUUUAACUGUCAAGGAGGAGGUUGGUUCCCUGAGGUUAGGUCCAACAAAUGUGCUGCUGAGUCUUCUCAUGUGGUUUCAACCAAGUACAAUCCCAAAGAUAUUGAAUGGAACAGUGGCAAGAACCCAAUUUCUAUUGAAGGAGUGCAAGUUUUUGCCUUGUAUUUCAGCCAAGCUAAGAAGCUUGUCCUUUCAUCACCAUCUGAUAGUGAAGAAAUUUCCUUGGAACCAUUCAAUUUUGAGCUUAUAACUAUUUCCCCUGUGACUUUGUUGCCAAACAAGUCCUUGCAAUUUGCUCCUAUUGGUUUGGUGAAUAUGCUGAAUACUGGUGGAGCAAUCCAAUCCUUGGAUUUUGAUGAGGCUCAAAAUUUGGUUGAAGUUGGAGUAAGAGGCAUUGGGGAGAUGAGGGUCUUUGCCUCAGAGAAACCAAGCACUUGUAGAAUUGAUGGGAAAGAAAUUGAUUUUGAAUAUGAAGGGUCAAUGGUCAUUAUUCAAGUGCCAUGGCCUAGUUCUUCAAAAUUAUCCUCUGUUCAGUAUAUAUUCUGAGCAUAGCAUUGGCUAUCAUUUUUUUUUUCUUUUGUCCUUAGUGAAUUGUGUUGAAAGGGGUAUUUUUAAGCCACUAGCAUUCGUCUAGUGGUGAGGUAUUUGGAUAAAUUGUAUUAGGUUAUGUGUUCAAUUUUCACUUGUAUAAAAAAAAGAGGGGCAUUUUUAUCCCUUAUUUAUA
Molecule: messenger RNA, 2560 nt
Organism: Gastrolobium bilobum
Lineage: Eukaryota; Viridiplantae; Streptophyta; Magnoliopsida; Fabales; Fabaceae
Product: galactinol--sucrose galactosyltransferase
Exons: 5
Coding region: 88-2382 (764 amino acids)
Molecular function (GO): galactinol-sucrose galactosyltransferase activity
Source: RefSeq, a predicted model, not a curated record